CAUCUCUUUUUCUCCUUUCUCUUCCUAUAAAUAACCCCCCUCCUCCUUUGUUUUCCUCAUCCAUUGAUCCUCAAGGCAGCUCAAGCAACACUAAACCGGGCAAUUCAUCUCACUCUUCAAUUAGUUUCCACACGAUGUCGCUGAUUCCUAGCUUUUUCGGCACCGGUCGCAGGACCAACAUAUUCGACCCCUUCUCGCUCGACGUGUGGGAUCCUUUCCAGGACUUCGCCGUCUCAGCCCCUCGAUCCGACCUGGCCGGCGAGACGGUGGCGUUCGCCAACACCCGCAUUGACUGGAAGGAGACGCCGGAGGCUCACGUCUUCAAGGCAGACCUGCCGGGCCUGAAGAAGGAGGAGGUGAAGGUCGAGAUCGAGGAGGGGAGGGUGCUGCAGAUCAGCGGGGAGAGGACUAAGGAGAAGGAGGACAAGAACGACACGUGGCACCGGAUGGAGAGGAGCAGUGGGCGCUUCAUGAGGCGGUUCAGGCUGCCGGAGAACGCCAAGGUGGAGCAGGUGAAGGCCUCCAUGGAGAACGGGGUGCUCACCGUCACGGUUCCGAAGGAGGAAGUGAAGAAGCCGGACGUGAAGGCCGUUCAGAUCACCGGCUGAGCCCCACUACUGUACUAGUUUGUUUCCGACACAGUACAUCAACUGGGUCGGUGAUGGGUCUUUGUGGCUGUGUCAAAUAAGAACAGGGUCGAGGCUCUUGUUGAGACUCGGCUGUUCCGGGAUUGCUGUCUCUCUCUGCUUGUCUUGUGUGCACCUGUAAAUCUGUUAUCAGUCUCUGAAGAAACGUUAAGUCUUUAAUAGAAAAUCAUAUAUCUGAUGAGUCUUUCGUCUCCA
Molecule: messenger RNA, 842 nt
Organism: Prosopis cineraria
Lineage: Eukaryota; Viridiplantae; Streptophyta; Magnoliopsida; Fabales; Fabaceae
Product: 17.5 kDa class I heat shock protein-like
Exons: 1
Coding region: 135-608 (157 amino acids)
Biological process (GO): protein folding; response to heat; response to salt stress
Source: RefSeq, a predicted model, not a curated record